UUUUUUUGAACUGCUGUGUGAAGGAAGCAAAUUCUUACUGCAGCCCGGGUUUGAACAUGGAUCCAACAGGUGUCCGAUGGACUGAGAAUGAGUAUACUCUUAAUGGAUAUUUGUCCAAAUACAUCAGCUCAUUUCCGAGCAUCAUAAAAAUCACAGAAGGAUUUUUAGGGAAGCAGGAAAUAGACAGCAUCAGUUCAAGUAUGGUGAUUAGGGUCCAUUCUCUUUACAGCCAAAGGAGAGUAAUAGCUGAAUCAAGAUUGGGCAAGUUGUUCUCUCUACCAAUAAAACUGAAAACCCUGAAAUUCAUCACUACCGGAGGUUCCUCUCCUAUCAAUGGGCCAAAUUUACAGUGUCCUAUGACCCUACAAGAAAUAGUUACCAAUUAUCAUCUCCCUGUUGGCAUUCAUUCCUCCAAAGCACUGUCUUUCAAGGAAAAAGGGGAUGAGGAAUCCCAGGAACAAAUACUUCCUGAACUACUUUUGAAAGACACCUAUGAAGAAAACUUUUUACUUGGUCAUCCCAUUGAUAAAGGUAAAAUCUUUACCAAAGAGCCCAUUAUGGUCCCAAUGUAUAUGAAAGAACUGAGACUGGUGGUAGCUUUAGGAUUCACCAAUGAUGACACAAACAAUUGGAACAAGACUUUUGAAUGGCUUACCAAACAAGUGGAUAAUGAAGGGGACAUGUCAGAGGUUACUUUUGAAGAAAUAUAUUUACUGGACAAAAAGAAUCUGUCAUCCAAUGAACCAAGAUACAGCACCAUUGAGCCAAUAUAUAUUGACAUCAGUGAACUUGGAAUGGAACAGCAGAGAAAUAAAACACUCAUAGGUACCUCUACCCACAAUGAGAGACACAUUUCUCGAGUAUUAAACCAGACCGCUAAAUAUAGCUUGGAAGGAGUGUCUCAGGUGGUGUCAAAUGUCACCACACCAAUAACAAACAUAAAUGAUAUCCCAAAAGAUCUUCGAGGCUUGACUGUGAAUCAGGUGUGCAAGUGUCUUAAUCUGCUCAACAUGAACCAGUAUGAAGAUGCCUUUAAGGGGGCACAGGUGGAUGGCCAAUUCUUGUAUGAGCUGAAUUGUGAGAUGAUGAAGAGUUGCCUGGGGAUGAAUGGACUUCAUGCUGUUAAAUUAAUGAAGUUCAGGGAUGGCUGGAGGCCCAAUAUGCAAGAUCAGUAGAGGUUACAAAAGCAUUGAUUGUUAGAGGGUUAGAAUAUUUAGUAAGGUGGCACAGUGUUACAUUUGGUACAAAAAUAUUUAUAAGAAAUGUCUUUGGCAAGUCUUUGUAAUUGGAGCAAAACCAAUAGAGCCGCACAUUAGCAGUAAGGCACAGCCAAUGAUAGCAUCUAGGGUACUAAUAAAACAGUCAGUACUGAAAUUCCAGUGUUUAAAUCAGGGAAUUUACAACAUUUACAAAAUUUCGGUUGGAUAGUACUAGAUUAUAUUCUGGUGAGCAAAAUGAGUUUAUUUUGGAAUCAGUGGAAUAUUUGCUAAAUCAUAAUUAUUUUAUGUAUGAUGGUCGCUUCUAUCUCCAGAUGUGUGGCAAUGCAAUGGGGGCGCGAUUUGUGCCCUCAUAUGCCAAUCUCUUUAUGGAGUGGGUAGAAAGGUGCCACAUAUUUGGAGAUGGAUCAACAUGGAAAAACUGUAUCGUGAGAUAUUUUUGCUUUAUUGACUAUUUGAUUUUGAUAUGGAAAGUUAAUGAAAAGCAGUUAGAAGAAUUUGUGCUUUUGUAAUAAUAAUCCUUUUGGUAUAAAGUUUACUUACAAUAUUGGUGAAAAGAAUAAAGAAUUCUUGUACAGGUA
Messenger RNA from Xenopus laevis (African clawed frog), 1798 nucleotides. RefSeq lists its product as hypothetical. The transcript is spliced from 5 exons. The record is from RefSeq and is a predicted model, not a curated record. The coding region runs from base 57 to 1175 and encodes 372 amino acids. Lineage: Eukaryota; Metazoa; Chordata; Amphibia; Anura; Pipidae.